This is a messenger RNA of Symbiodinium natans, 2187 nucleotides long. Lineage: Eukaryota; Dinophyceae; Suessiales; Symbiodiniaceae. The record is from the annotation of a GenBank genome assembly.
UCAUCUGCUUCCAGCAGUGCUGCGGCAAGACCUCGAGCAGAGGUUCCGGAGGUCGACCGCAAGAGGGAGCAGAAGCAGGACCCUGCAGCCAGCAGUGCGUCACCUCCUUCAGCACAGGCCGAGAGUGCUGCCUUAGCCGCAGUUCGGAAGGCUUUGCAGGCCGAGAAGGAGGAGCUCUACCCGAAUGCCCGCAACUUCUGCCAUGAGGCGCUUCGCGCUGUGCCCCAUUUCCCACAAGCCGUCCUGUGCUUGGCAAGAAUGGAGUUGCACAAGCACGAGUACACCACGGUGCAGACCCUGUUCUGCAAGGCACACCCCUCCGUUCUGGGAGUGCGAUGUCCCGGACGAGUACAGGCCCUGUCACUACGUGCGUCCGCGGCAGAACGGAGCGGCGACUGGGAGGCUGCGAAUGAGGACCUCGAGCUCCUCGCGCCCCUCACGCGGACGCCGGAAACGCUGAGCGAGGAGGAUGGAUGGGGGCCUCAGCCGGAAGCCACAGACGUCCUGGGGCGGCUAGCCCGCUCGAGGUUUUACACUGGCCAGCGCAGGCCAGCAACCGAGCUGGCAGACAAGGUCAUGGAGACCAACUCCACGCAGCUGGAGGCUUGCGAAGUUGCGACCAAGGUUCUGAUGGAGCGAGGGGACACCCACGUUGCCUUGGCGGUCAUGGUCCGUUGUCUGGUGGCACACCGGCACACGCCCAGCUUGACGUGCAGCCAGUUGGUGUGUGGCGUGAUGCGGCACUGCAAUGUCGAGGAGCUUUGCAACGUCAUGACGCCCAACCCGGCCACGGCGAACGAGACGCACCAACGAUCUGUCGCGGAAGUGGUUGGCUACGUGGGCCUCAUCAUGAAGGAGCGCGGGAUGAUCCUCGAGGCAAGUCGCCUCUACCGGAAAGCGUUAGUUCUGGCCCCUGACCAUGGAUCCCUUUGCUUGAACUUGAUGCACACCUUCGCCCUCCGGAGGGACGACAUCCGGGCCUUGGCCUGGGCGCGGAAGUUCUUCGGACUACUGGCCCGGUCUGUGCCGCGCGUGGCGGCGCUCAACCGGGCUCUGCUCAGCGAAGAGCCAGACACCAAGCAAAGAAUGUUCUCUCCGAAAGAUUUCCCUGCAGAGAAUGAGUUCCGAGACGCCAUCGCCAUCGGCUUCGUCGUUCUCAAGUUCCUGUUUCUGGCGCACCCGCGGACGCCGCUGCCCUUCUGUCAGGAGGGCGAUGGUAGGCCUUCCUGGCAGCAGCGCCUUCGCGACAUCGAGGUCUCUGAGGAGAUUGUCGGGCCGCAGGUAGCUAGCUUGCUGGAUGACAACUGGCGACGGCCCCCAGAAGCCGUCAAUGCUGCGGCACCCCGGCUGGGCGCCAUCGCAGCCCACGACCAGGUGCUGCGGUGGCUGGUGGCGCUGCUGAGUAAGUGCUGCGAGGGCCUCGAGCUUCAUCUCACAGCGGUCCGAAACGAGAAUGCCUACUUCAACUGCAUCAAGGACAUUCUCGCCAUCAAGGCACCGGCGUCGGUGCCCCGAAGUCCAGCUCUGUUUCGGCCCCUGUAUGUCAUCGGGGAUUCCCAUGUCUUGCCCACUGCCUGGCAGACGGUGGAAUUCACGACGACGAAGGGCAGCCACCAUUACAUUCUGAUACCUCUCCUGGUCACAGGGGUGAAGAUCUGGCAUCUGCGAGAGGACAGCACCUUCUACACGAAGUCUGCCUUUUGGGACAAGCUUGCCACCCUUCCGGCAGAAGCCCCGGUGAUGUUCCUCUUGGGCGAGAUUGACUGCAGGGAGGGGGUCCUCAAAGCCGUCCAGAAGGGCAAGCACGAUAGUGUGGAGGACGCGCUGUACCUCCUGAUCGGGCAUUACACCGAAGUCCUGAAGCAAGUACGGAGGAAGCUCGUACACAACGACCUGUUCAUCCACCCCGUGCCGACAGUGCUUCCGGAGACCCGCUUCCUGACGAUGGCCUUCAACAGCUUGCUCCAGGCAGCGCCCUGCCUGGCCGCCCUCGAUAAGGUGCGAGUCAAAUCUCUCACGCUCGACUGUAUCUACGAGGGUGGGCCUCAGGCAGUGGCAGGCCGACGAGGAACCGAGCUCAACUCCCUCAAGGUGCUCCCCGAGCUUCGCCUGGAUGGCACGCAUCUGAGCCCCGCCUACGUCCACUCGCACCUUGGCCCCGCGCUGCAGCGAGCCCUGCAGCCAUGA